This is a messenger RNA of Vicia villosa (hairy vetch), 1205 nucleotides long. RefSeq lists its product as uncharacterized. The transcript has 2 exons. Lineage: Eukaryota; Viridiplantae; Streptophyta; Magnoliopsida; Fabales; Fabaceae. Gene Ontology annotation, molecular function: zinc ion binding. The coding region runs from base 432 to 752 and encodes 106 amino acids. The record is from RefSeq and is a predicted model, not a curated record.
UAUGAUAAUUGGAAGAAAAGACUCUUAGGAGCUGAUAUGAAGGAACUGUUGUGGACAACAAGAGCAACAACUAUACCAGAUUGGAGCCAUGCUAUGGAGAGAAUGAAAAUAAAAAAUACAGAUGCUUACACUGAAAUGGCUAAGGUUCAACCACAAUAAUGGACAAGAUCAGCUUUUAGCAAUUACACUCAAUGUGAUCUGCAGGUCAACAAUAUGUGUGAAGCUUUCUAUAGGGCAAUUCUUGAAAUUAGGGAAAAACCAAUAAUCUCUUUACUUGAGGGUAUUAAGCAUUAUAUAACUGUUAGAAUUGUGAAGCAAAGGAAGAUGUUUGAAAGGCACAAUAGUGAUAUAUGUCCUUAGGUUUAGAGAAGAAUUGAAGGCUACAAAAGAAAGGCAGGGGGUGGAAGGCAACAUGGCAUGGUGAUGAGGACAUGGCUAAGUUUGGUGUAUCUAAUGAGAAAGAUACAUAUGUUGUGGAUCUGACAGCAAAGUCUUGUGCUUAUCGUAAGUGGGAUCUAACUGGUAUAUCAUGUGAACAUGUUAUUGUCUGCAUUUGGCAUAAUGGUUUGGUAGUUGAAAGUUUUGUGUCAUCCUAUUAUAGGAAGACACAAUGUCUGGCCACAAACUCCCACAUUGUGCUACCCUCAAAUGGACCAAGACUAUGGCCAGUGACAAAUACCGAGUACAUCAAUCCACCACUUAUGAGAAGGGCGCCAGGGAGGCCAAAAAAAGCAAAGGAACAAAUCCAAUGAUGAGCAAAGAAAACCUGGUGUGUUUCCAAGACAGUUGAAGACAGUCAAAUGCAAAAAAAUGUCACAAAUAUGGACAUAACACAAGGACAUGUAAGGGCAAAAGUGCUACUGACAGGCAGAUUCCUAAGGGAGGACACAACCAGAAAACAACAGGAAAGGCUAGCUCUAGUGGACAACAGAAAAAUAAGAAACAGAAAAUAACUGCUAAUGAAGUCGAGGUUGUUGUGUCUCAGAGAUCACAGGCUCCAUAACCAUCUCAAAAGUAGAUGCCACUUAGGCCUUUAUUUUGGUGUUUUGAUAGUUCUUCAUAUUUUGCUGUAAUGACAAUUAGUCCAUAUUUUGGUGUAAUGACAAGUAGAUGACAAUUAAGUAAUGUUUUGGUGUAAUGAAAAUUCUUCAUAUAUUGUUGUUAUGACAAUUAAGUAAUAUUUUGGUGUAAUAACAAUCAAGUAU